Molecule: messenger RNA, 597 nt
Organism: Nezara viridula (southern green stink bug)
Lineage: Eukaryota; Metazoa; Arthropoda; Insecta; Hemiptera; Pentatomidae
Source: the annotation of a GenBank genome assembly
AUGAGGCGAGGUCACUGCCCCCACAGCGAGGCCUACCAGCGAUCGAUUUCCGCCCUUCCGGCCUAUCUGUCUGCCUCCGCGAUAGUACUCCUGUCUGGAAGUGGAGGGGAGGAGGGGGGAGGGCUGUCGUCUUGAAACGAGCUUCCUGGAAUAGUUGGUGGAUGGGACGCCGUUAGGGGGCGGGGCCAGGCGGUGGUGGGGGCGAGGAGCGCGGUGGAGGGGGAAGCGAAGGGUGAAGGGGUGGGGAUGGCGGAUCCAGUUCAGUGCUUCAGCGACCCCGCUAGUGCGAGAAUGGAGACUAAGUCGCUCUGGUCGCCGUCCAUCAUCGCUGCCGCUGUCACCUCCCUCUUCAAGUUGCCCGCCAAGAAGAAGAUGAAUAAGAUUAAGACAGUGACUACUGAUACCUGUAUAGCUGACUCAGAGAUAAAGCGGCAGACCGAACGUAGUGUCUGCGGCAUGCUGUGGAUGCUGAGGUGGCUAGAUAGGCCGCACGUGUCGUCUAGUGCGCGAUGCUUUGCGACAGGUUCAACGUGUCUUAGCACAUCUCACAUCAUAGCUGGUUGUUUGAAACAUUUCAUCUUAUCAGGAUGGUAUUAG